Molecule: messenger RNA, 597 nt
Organism: Raphanus sativus (radish)
Lineage: Eukaryota; Viridiplantae; Streptophyta; Magnoliopsida; Brassicales; Brassicaceae
Product: MYB-like transcription factor ETC3
Exons: 3
Coding region: 75-308 (77 amino acids)
Biological process (GO): cell differentiation
Cellular component (GO): nucleus
Molecular function (GO): transcription cis-regulatory region binding
Source: RefSeq, a predicted model, not a curated record
CACUACUCUCUCUCUUAUCUCUUUUGUAUUCCUUCUUAUUUCUCACAUCCAUAGCUAAUACGGUAUCAGUUCAAAUGGAUAAGCAUCUUAGGACCAAGCAAGCCAAGACCAACCCUAUUGUGGCUUCCUCAUCAUCUGAAGAAGUGAGUAGUCUUGAGUGGGAAGCUGUGAACAUGAAUCAAGAAGAAGAAGAUUUGGUCUGUAGAAUGCAUAAGCUUGUCGGCAACAGGUGGGAGUUGAUAGCUGGGAGGAUCCCAGGAAGGACUGCAGAAGAAGUUGAGAGGUUUUGGGUCAUGAAGAAAAAAUGAACGAUCUCUGAAGUUCCACUGAUUAGGUUUUAAUCUACCAAUUUCGUAAUAGGAUAUUUUACUGCGAUAAUUUAACGAUCUUUUAGAUGUGCUUAGGAAGUUAUGUAAUGUCGCUUCUACUGGUUGUUUCGUUUUUUCUCAGUAGUUUUGGGAGUUUCUUUAAUUUUCAUGUGUUUGGAUGGUUUGUUUCGGUUUCAUAUCUUUGUUUGGUUUGUUUUAGUUUCGUUAUGAAAGAGUAGAUCAUGUCGGUUUGAAUUAUAUAACUUGGUUUUCUGUUAACUUUCAAAAG